AUGACGGAGCUCUGCAAGUCGAUACCUUCUCAAGGUUACAAUCCGAGCAUCGCUUUCGCCGUGGUCCAUAAAAGACACCACACGACACGAGGCUGUUCCGGUGCGAUCCUGACCAUGGCUGGAACAGUGGUUGACUCGGUGAUAACACACCCGAAAGAGUUUGGUUUCUAUCUCUGUAGCCAUUUCGGAGUGAAGGGCACGAGCAGGCCAACGCAUUAUCAUAUCACAUCUUGUGUGGGACGAGAACGAGUUUACUUCGGAUGA
Molecule: messenger RNA, 264 nt
Organism: Microthlaspi erraticum
Lineage: Eukaryota; Viridiplantae; Streptophyta; Magnoliopsida; Brassicales; Brassicaceae
Source: the annotation of a GenBank genome assembly